AUGGCCAACGAAAUUGCUGCUUCGAAACAAGAGAGCUUAAAGCUCAUCCUUAUUGCUUUGCUCUUCAACGGGCAAUUCACCGCAUGCAGCGAUUUUGAUUUCCUUCACAGGUCUGUCUCCAUAGCCAGUCUUGACCUUUUCAACGUAGUCCACUACAUCAAAGCCGUCCAAAACUUCGCCAAAGACGACAUGGGCACCAUUCAACCAGGAAGUCACCACAGUGGUGAUAAAAAACUGAGAACCGUUUGUGUUCUUACCAGCGUUGGCCAUGGACAAUCUGUAAGGUCUGUCAUGCUUCAAUUGGAAGUUCUCAUCCUCAAACUUGCCGCCGUAAAUAGAUUUUCCACCAUAUCCUUUUCCUGUUUCAAAGUCGCCACCUUGAAGCAUGAAGUUGGGGAUCACCCUGUGGAAAAUAGAGUUUUUGUAGCCAAAGGAAGGGUCAUCAGAAAUAGCCAAUUGUCUAAAGUUCUCAACGGUCUUUGGCACAACGGUACCAAACAAACCAAUGGUGAUACGUCCAAUUUCCUUGCCAUCUUCUUCAAUGUCGAAAUACACCUUGUGAGUAAUCGGUGGGUUUUCAGGCAAACUGGAGGAGCCAGCUGUAACAAACUUGAAAAGCGCAAAAAGAGAAGCAAGAAUUGCAAAGAUGGAAAACGUUUUCAUCAUGUGUCUUUGCUGAGAAGAAUGUUUGUCGAAAUGUGUGGAGAAAUUUGGGCGCAUUUGGACGCACUUCGAAGUCGUGCGCCUAACAUACUACUGGAGCUACAUACUGACGAAAUUAGUUUCAUUGUAUCGCUAAAGUAA
Messenger RNA from Clavispora lusitaniae ATCC 42720, 804 nucleotides. Lineage: Eukaryota; Fungi; Ascomycota; Pichiomycetes; Serinales; Metschnikowiaceae. The record is from RefSeq and is a predicted model, not a curated record.